AUGGCUGGGAGCUGGUGCAGGGUCUGGCUGGUGCUGCUGCUGGUUGGGGGCUGCUUUGCUGCUAGUGCGCAGAAUGGGUUUUAUGAGGAGCCUUUGCUGAUCUGUGGAGAUUACAGCCUGGAAUACACUUUACAGCUUUUGGCCACAAACAUCUCUACUAGACUUUCUGUCUAUGAUGCUGAUGCAAAUGGGACCCCACUUGUCACCAAUAAAUCCUGUGGUGUCUCGAUUACUGCUGAAUCUGAUGGCUAUGUAGUCAUCCAUGCGAAAUACAAUGGCUGUUACAUGCAGAUAAUGGAGAAUAAAUAUAUGAUGACCAUCUUCCUAGAGGUUAACACUACCGGAGAAUGGGAGGUGUAUCAGAAAGAAGAUCUGAUGUGUCCAGUUCAUCUCGUACAUGAUGCGCCAUCCCCAAGUGAAUGCUCAGAUGUCUCUAUACAAAACAGACUUGUGUGUGCUAGACCCCCGGUCUCCCAGGAUGCAUGUCUCCAGAAUGGCUGCUGUUACGACCAAACGGACUCCAGAACACCAUGCUAUUAUGGAAACCGAGUUACUGCACAGUGUACCGCAGAUGGCAGGCUCUCUGUUGCGGUUUCCAGUGGUGUCACUUGGCCGUCACUAAUUCUACCAUCAGUCAGGUUUACUAGAGCCAGCGGUGCAGAAUGUGGACCUGUUGCACAAAAUAACUAUUUUCUUCUCUUCAGUUUUCCACUGUCAGCCUGCGGGACCACACAAACUGUUCAAGGCGGUAAUGUGAUUUAUGAGAAUGAUAUGAUGGCAGACAAGAUGGUGAGCACUUGGAGAGGAUCGUCAAUAACCAGAGAUAGUACUUUUAGCUUACACAUACGCUGCAGUUUUAUUGGAAGUGAAUUGGUGCCAUUAAGUGUAGAGGUCUUCACGCUUCCACCACCACCACCUGCAUCUAGCCAGGGACAACUGAACUUACAAAUGAGGAUUGCCUUAGAUGCUGCGUACAGUCAAUAUUAUGCCGAUGAGGAUUAUCCUCUAGUUAAAGUACUCAGAGAUCCAGUUUUUGUUGAAGUUCACAUUGUAAAUAGAAAUGACCCUGGAUUGGUGCUAAUGCUGGAUCAGUGCUGGGCAACUGCCUCUGUGAACCCUGACGAAUUACCCCAAUGGCCAAUCUUGGUAGAUGGGUGUCCAUUUGAAGGUGACAACUACAAGACCCAACUGCAAGCUGUAGCAGAUCCUUCACUCCAGUUCCCUCUUUAUUAUAAGCGGUUUAUAGUUAGCACAUUUACAUUUGUAAACUCUGCAACUCAGGCUUCAUUAACAGGACAGGUCUACCUCCACUGCAGUGCAUCUGUAUGUGUGCCAUCUUCCCAAGUCCAGUGUGUGACCAUCUGCCCCAUGAGACGACGAAGGGCCUUAAACCUGGAGCCAGUGAGUGUGGUUUCUGCAGAUGGACCAAUUUACUUCUACAUGGAUGAAAGUCAACAGCUUUCUGAAGGACAUCAAGAAGAAGGGAACCAUCUAAGACUGGACUGGAUCUGGGCAGUGGUGGCUGGAAGUGUUGUUGGCAUUGUUAUAAUGGCUGUGUGGCUGAAAAAACUAAAUGGUUACACCAUUAAAGAUGUUAAUAUUUAA
Messenger RNA from Bufo bufo (common toad), 1605 nucleotides. RefSeq names its product zona pellucida sperm-binding protein 4-like. Gene Ontology annotation, molecular function: acrosin binding; structural constituent of egg coat. Gene Ontology annotation, biological process: binding of sperm to zona pellucida; prevention of polyspermy. NCBI's taxonomy places the organism in Eukaryota, Metazoa, Chordata, Amphibia, Anura, Bufonidae. The coding region runs from base 1 to 1605 and encodes 534 amino acids. The transcript has 12 exons. Gene Ontology annotation, cellular component: egg coat. The record is from RefSeq and is a predicted model, not a curated record.